Molecule: messenger RNA, 1981 nt
Organism: Haliotis rufescens (red abalone)
Lineage: Eukaryota; Metazoa; Mollusca; Gastropoda; Lepetellida; Haliotidae
Exons: 3
Coding region: 637-1833 (398 amino acids)
Source: RefSeq, a predicted model, not a curated record
CUUCGAGAAACGCCACAGUUUGUCAGGGAACAGUGUAACAGAAUCAACAAUAUCACCAAGUCUGACCACCCGAUCCAUUAAGUUGCCUCUUUUAACAUCCAUAGGUUACUGGGACCAUACCAGGCAUUUUACCCAUAAUUUCACAAUUCCUUCAAGUUUAUAUUAUCUUUUGUAUUAUAUAUUAGAUUUAUGUUUAUGUAUCUGGUACCACCGGUUUCUUGUGUCAAUAUACGCAUAGAUCAUAGAAUACAAUUGUGUAUUCAGGUUUGUAUCAGGUGGUAUUUGCGAAGAAUACGACCGACGCAAACCACACACUUUUUGACAAUUAUGUCGAAACGUAUCUUAAAACCUUGCCAAUGUAAAGUUAAGAGAAUUUGUAAUCUUUGUGACGCUGCAAUCGGCAAUACUCAAGCAAUAUCACAGUGGUUCACAACUAAUUGAGUAUGGACCAGACAAAGCAGCAACUGGCAUUUCGAGCAACGUUCUAGGUUGUCGGGGUACAGUGACAUGCAAAUCAAUCAAAUCACCAAGACUGACCUCCCGAUCCACUGAGUUGCAUCUUAUAACAACCAUAGGUGACAACCACUCACUUUAAACAUGAGAUCCCUACAGAAAGUUUAACACUUACCAAAGUCCAUGUUAUCUAUUGGUUUAAAUGUAAGCCUUUGUGUACCUGGUGCACUAAUUCCAUGCAUCCAUAAACCCAUAGAUCAAUCGAUUGUGUCAUUAUUAACAGUAGAUACUUCUUUUCUUACAGGACAAAGAAUUAGGGCGCCUGAACUUCACGACAAGCUUCAACCAAUUCCGGUAUCGGAAGUCCGUCUGUGUGACUGUAGAAGAUGCUCCGAGAUGCUUCAGAAUUGUGAAAAGGAGCUGUCAACACUCAAAGACAUAUUCUUUAUUCAUUUUGACCCUACUUUGGAAAACGUGCGUUUGAGCGAAUCGCAGCUUCAGUUCACUAAGAUACUGUCUGCUUUUAGAAAUUCCCAAGGUGGCGGUCUUAUAGUUCAUCAGCACAACACACCUGAUUCCGGGAACUCUCUUCAUACGUUUCUCAACCAAAUAUUUGGCUCAAUCCUCACCCAUGAUUUGGUUACAUGUGAUGUGUUUAAAUCACAACGAAUCGGAUUUUACGCAGAUAUGUUCAGAGUAGACGUCAAGCCAUCAGAGAUGUUUAUUACGUGUGAUUUGAAAACGAAGUUCCCGUCGUUGUCUAUUGACAAAUUCGAAAAUGGCUCAAACGAAAAAAUAAGACACCUCCUGUUUUCUUCGCGCACGACAGAAAGUACAGAAGCUUCUUUGGAAGGUAUUUCUUCCAGGAAGCAAGUUAUGGAAGCUCGGAGGAUGCGCUACCCCAGAUCCAUUCACAUGCAUAGUUAUUCUUCAACACCAUUGAGGCACAUGUUAAACGUCCUAGUAGAUGAUAUCAAUGUGGAUAAUAUCAUGACUAGUCAUUCUGUGCCUGAACAUAUAACAUCGCUUUCAAAGAAAAAAAGCGGCGGGUCUAAGUUCGUUGCUAUGGCAGGACACAAAUUUGAAGACACUCCUCUGCAUCAACAAGAACGUAUAAAAGUUCGUCUGAUGGAAGCACUGAAGAAGAAUUUGCGAGUUCAGAAAAACAAACAUUCAAAGGUUUCACUUCAAGACAUUGAUGUGUUUAAGAUAGGAUUAUCCAAAGACGCGGACAGUGGAGGCUGCAUUAUAGAGAUUGCAGUGGGACAUGUCAAUGGUUGUGUGUUUUAUGACCCUCAAGGACCCGAAUCAUAUAAAAUUGAAGGUGGGAGAAUGGUUCGACUACCCUUUGAAAGAUGGGUUGAGGAGGCCUUUGAGUGAACAGCGAUGGAUCGACCAUAUAUUCUGGGAAACCCAGAAUUUUUGUUGCAGACAAUGUUUUUGAUAUAUUUCGUUCAGUUCAAGUUCACAGAGAGAUCAUUCUUUCUCUGAAAGGAGAAGCCUAAACAUGUUUCUUAGAUCUGCCUGU